This is a messenger RNA of Centrocercus urophasianus (Greater sage-grouse), 6389 nucleotides long. RefSeq names its product protein phosphatase with EF-hand domain 2 (gene PPEF2). The transcript is spliced from 16 exons. NCBI's taxonomy places the organism in Eukaryota, Metazoa, Chordata, Aves, Galliformes, Phasianidae. Bases 2593 to 4818 code for a protein of 741 amino acids. Gene Ontology annotation, cellular component: cytosol; nucleus. Gene Ontology annotation, molecular function: calcium ion binding; Hsp90 protein binding; protein serine/threonine phosphatase activity. Gene Ontology annotation, biological process: detection of stimulus involved in sensory perception; negative regulation of MAPK cascade. The record is from RefSeq and is a predicted model, not a curated record.
UGUUUAUUUCUUUUUCUUUGAGAAAUCUGCACUUAACAAAAAGCAUCUUGAAAGUGUGUAAGAGCUCAUUCUUUAAGAUGAGAGAGGCCAACCUACCGUCUUUCUCAUUCCUAAUCCUCCUCAGUAAUCCUAAUCCAUUUCAGACCUGUAACCUUUCUUAAGCAUCACAUGGGAGAACGUUCUUAAGGCUGCUCAGAACAACUGCAGUAAAUAAAUCGAAGGAUCUGCGCUCCCUGCACAACAACACGUGUUUUAUUCUGCAGCUCUUGAAGGCAAUGGCAGUUUCUUCUGCAUGCCUAAGGGAACAAUUUAAUUAUUCAGAUAUCUGAGGAGGAGUUUCUGAAUCUGUAAUCAAGUAAAUCAGAGACUACUGAUCACUUUGUUACUGAAUGGAGAUUAUAUAAGCAGGAGGAAAAAAAAAAGUGGAGAGCAAGCUGCUUUUGUGCGUAUUUUAGCAAGUCCUUAAGCUAGCAAUUGGUGGCAAGGUAAGUUGUAUUUUUCUUUUCUCUGUAACAGGGUUUUUUGUUCAGAAGUAGUCACUUGGCACCCAUAGUUUGAGGUGAAAUGUCCUUUUAUAUGUCAGGGUGUAUAAAUCUAUGGUUGGGACUUUCUAAGUUCUCCUUUUUGGCUUUGCUGUACCUGUGCAGGUGCAGAGUUCAGUGCAUAUAUAAAAUAAAUUGUUUCACCAUCAUGUUUCCAGCUAUGAGCAGCGCCAAGUCUGGUGUACACGUGGGACGUGAGUAUUUAAUCUAGGAGGGAAAGGAAGGAUCAUCACUUUCUCUAGUGCUAGUGACCAUUUUAUUCUUGUGAAAAUUAUUUGACUUUAUUUAUUUAUUUCGUUGGUGGCUUCUAAGUGCCAUGUUGAUAAAUUUUGUUUCACAUCUUUCCUUUCACUGUUUUCUUCCUAGCAAACUCUCAGUGAGCGCAUUUUGUUUUCUUGUUGCCUUCCAGAUUCUAUUUACCUCUUCCCUCAGUCACCCAAAUGUCUGUAAAAUGUAGUAGUGGGGACUCAGUUGUGCAUGGGAUAUGAAAAAUGUGUAGUCUUAGUUAGGAAAUGUGCUGCUUUGAUGUUAGCUCCAUGUGCUCCUUAUCAGGAGGCUUUUGAUUCACAGGGGAGGAGACCCAAAUUCUGCACAGAUCUGUAGUCUGGACAAGCUCAGUGCUGUUAUAGUGCAUAGAAUUUGAUUCAAAAUGAUGUCACUUGCAUUGGCUUUAAAAUGAUUAAAUUAAUACUUGCAAAAAACCCACUUGCAAUAGGCUUUUGUUGUUGCUGUUUCGGACUGGUAAUUUGUUCACGUUUUGUUUGUAGGGUUCUUUGGUAGUUUUUUUCUUUAAUUGAGACACGAGGAUUUAUGCAAGUUUUCCUUUAUUUGCUUUUAUGUGUUAUUAUAUCAUAGGGUAGUAUUAAGUCAUCAGCUUGUGGUGCAAAAUCAAAUAUAUUAUCCCAUGGCUUGUGAAAUGCAUGUGGAGUACAGCUGUUAGAUAGUUCUGCCUUUCCAGUGCUGACCCAGGUGAAUGGGAAACAUGCAUCUCCUCUUUGCAUCUGAUCUUCUGCUGUUCUGUUAGUUGUCUAUAUCCAUGUGCUGCUUUUCAGUCCAUACGUUUUUUAAUGUUUUAGUUCUGAUGUAACUGCAUACGUGAGGGCUCACCACCUGUUUUACUUAGCGUGUGUUUGUUAGAGGAUGAUCAUUGCAGCACUGCAUCCCAGGGGAGAGUCACAAGCUGAAGGCAAAUGAAUGUAUUGCAGCUUCUCAAAAGAAGGGCAGGAAGCCUGUUUCAGAAGACUUCUGAGUGCACCAGACAAAACCUCAGCAUCUCCGCAUGAGGGGAACAACAGGAAGAACAAGACAAGGAAUAGGGAGCCAACUGUCUCACAUAUGCAUUGUUUUAUCUCAAAUACAUACGUAAUCUAUAUUUGAGGCAAUGCCACUGUCAUUGGGUAUUUCAGCCUGCAUUUUAUGGGUCAACUUUUCUUUGAAACAGUUUUAGGUAUAGGAAGGAUGUAUUCCACUGUGGGGUGGAUGAGGAAAGAUCACAGGUGCUGAGCAGUUGGGUUGACUUCAUUUCUUCCUCACUCCUCCCACCCCUGAAGCAGGUUUCAUUUCUUUGGAUUCUCUGAUUUAUUGCAUUGCACUCUUUUGCUUAGGCUGGGGCCCUCAGAAGAAUCUAAGACAACAAAGUCAAAAAGUGGCUGGCUGCAGGAAUUGCUUGGGAGAGACCUUUUAAACAAAUAAGAGAACUAGGUAGGAGCACUCUACAGGCGCUCCUAAUACUCAAUCAUCCCUCUGUUUGGAUGGCCAGAACUUAUCCUUAAAGUAGGACUGUGCAAUAGCAAAUGGUUGAGUUGGUUGUCUGGUUUCGCUGGAAAGGGUGGAAAUAAGGAAGAGUUUUAUUUUGUGUCUCCUACAGUGAUCUCAAAUUCAAGGUCGUAUUUGAUCAAAACAGAUACGUGGUACCCCUGAACACACUACUCAGCACUGUGGGACAUGUUACAGCAGUUUGGAUUCUGAUCAAAUGCUUUCCUGCACCUCUUGUGUGGUUUUGGUGAUACUGGGCCAGACUGUGGCAUUCUAGGAGUACCAGUUGGACAACAUGGGAUCUGGUAGUUCUGUAAAUGCCAACUACAAGUACUCUCUACAGAAGUCUGAAAAUGCUUUCAAGGCAGCUGUUCUGAUCCAAAGGUGGUAUCGGCGCUAUGUUGCUCGCCUGGAAAUGCGCCGACGGUGCACUUGGAGAAUCUUUCAAUCCAUUGAGUACGCCUGUGAGCAGGAUCAGAUCAAGCUUCACAACUUCUUCAGUUACCUCAUGGACAACUUCACACCAAGCAGCAGUAAAGAAAGGGAUUUUAUCAGUCGCAUGUUCAUAAGUGGAGAAAGCUUCAAAGAGGCAGAGCUGGAGAAGUACUGUGACUAUGAAUCCAUGGAGGUGCCAGACUCCUACACUGGACCCCGUCUCUCUUUCCCACUCCUUCCUGACCAUGCGACUGCCUUGCUGGAAGCUUUCAAACAAAAACAACAGCUCCACGCUCGCUAUGUCUUAAACCUUCUACACGAGACCAGGAAGCACCUCAAGCAAUUGCCAAACAUCAGUCACGUCUCCACCUGCUACAGUGAGGAGGUCACCGUGUGUGGAGACUUGCAUGGCCAGCUGGAUGACUUGUUCCUCAUAUUUUAUAAGAAUGGCCUUCCUUCUCCUUCCAAGUCCUAUGUGUUCAAUGGGGACUUUGUAGAUAGGGGCAAACAGUCCCUUGAGAUCCUCAUCAUCCUCUUUACCUUCCUUUUGAUAUAUCCAAAAGAGGUUCAUCUCAAUCGUGGGAACCAUGAAGACCACAUGGUCAACUUACGGUAUGAGUUCCUUGUGGGGCUAAUGACAAUGUCAAGGGUAUUGCUGCAAAAUCCCACUCAACUUGUGUUCUGUUCCUGCAGGUAUGGUUUCACAAAGGAAGUCAUGCAGAAAUACAAGUUGCAUGGGAAGAAAAUCUUGAAGAUGAUUCAGAAUGUGUUCUGCUGGCUACCUCUGGCCACCCUGAUUGAUCAGAAAGUCCUUGUUAUACACGGGGGUGUCUCUGAUACUACUGAUCUGGACAUGCUUGAGAAAAUCCAAAGGAAUAAAUUUAUUUCUGUAUUGAGAGGGAAGAAAAGAAAAGAGUCAAACAGAAAUGUGGAAAUAAAGGAGAUAAAUGGGGAGAGCCAAGCAAAGCCUGAUUCAGCAGGGAAUGAGACAACGUCCAGCUUACCCUCACAGCCCCGACCAGCCCAGGCUCCCAGCAUGGCCAACAGGGUGGAGUUCUCCAGGUGGGUCCGGCAGACAGUGCAGGAGCAAAUCGAGUGGUGCCGCAAGUUGGUGGACAUCAGCGAUUCGGAGGAGGAGGAGCUCACUUGCUCCAGUUUGGUCUCCUUAACAGAUUUGGAUGGGCCGUGCUGGACUCGGCAAGAGGAGUGGAAGCAGAUUUUAGACAUCCUCUGGAGUGACCCCAUGCCUCAGGAGGGCUGCAGAGAAAAUACGGUGCGAGGUGGCGGCUGCUAUUUUGGGCCUGAUGUGACAGGGAAGAUCCUUGAGAAGUACAACCUGCAGUUCCUCAUCCGCUCCCAUGAGUGCAAGCAAGAUGGCUAUGAGUUCUGUCACAACCGGAAGGUACUGACCAUAUUUUCAGCCUCAAACUAUUAUGAGAUUGGCAGCAACAGGGGAGCUUAUGUGAAGUUGGGGCCAGACCUGGUGCCCCAUUUUGUUCAGUACCAAGCAAACAAGACAGCCCACACCCUCACCAUGACUCAAAGAAUCAGCAGAGUAGAGGAGUCAGCCUUCCGAGCCCUGCGGGAAAAGCUGUUUGCUCACACCUCUGCCCUCAUCAGUGCAUUCAAGCUGUACGAUAAAGACAAUACAGGAAGGAUCACGCUGAGCAACUGGGCAACAGCAGUGGAGUCAGUCUUGCACCUGGGACUGCCGUGGCGGAUGUUGAGACCACAGUUGGUACGCAGCACAGCAGAUGGCAUGCUGGAGUACAAGUCCUGGCUUGAUGAUUUGGCCAUGGAGCAGAGGAGCCAAGAGCACAUCCAGUCAAGCUUGCUGGAAGUUAUCUAUCGAAACAGAUCCAACCUGGAGACCAUAUUCAGGAUCAUAGACAGAGAUCAUUCAGGUCUCAUCUCAUUUGAGGAGUUCCACCAAACCUGGAAGCUGUUCAGCUCCCACAUGAACAUUGAGCUCACAGACGAUGGUAUCAAUGACUUAGUUCGCAGCAUUGAUUUCAAUAAAGAUGGAAACAUUGACUUCAACGAGUUUCUAGAAGCCUUCCGCCUUGUCAAACAGUCCCAGCAGUGAGAACCCAGGGCAGGGCAUCACAUCCAAUGCCUUGUCUGCAAAGCCAGGACUGCUUCCUACCUAACUGCAGAGCGUGCCCGCAGCUACAAACCAGAGGAAGGGAAGGCAGGUUCCUGAUGCUCUUCAUUGAAGACUGGGACCGCCCAGCCAACAGCUGUGAUCCAUGUGGGGAAGGUAAUGAUAAAAUAGAUAAGUUAUACCUCAGUUAUGACUGCAUUGUAAAAGGAACUGUGUUAUAAAUAGAAAACUCUGCUCAAGGGGAGAGGCAAGUUAAUUUCUCUCAUCAAUGCAUGUCAUGACAUUUUACAAGUCUAUUCAAGUUGAGUAAAAUUAAAGGUAUUUCUUGGAGGGACUGCUUUACUAGCUAGCAAUUGCUAGAGCACAGUCUUCCUUAAUAAUAAACUUUUUUCUAGAUGCCUUGUUCAAAGCUGUUCAUCAUGCCUUCUCUAGAUUUUCAGUUCUACUAUAAACAGUGCUAUUUCUGUGACAACAUCUAUUUCUCCCAUUGUUCCUUUGCUUCACUAAGAUAUAUCUACUAAAAUAUGCAGUGGAGCAAUGCAUAGAAAAAAUAAACUACCAUCAUCUCAUAUUUACUGAACAGUCUCUUCCACACGCUCUUAAAUCUGCCAAGGGUACCCUUUUGAUACUAACUACUCCCCAGCUAAAGCAAUGCUGCUUUAUGCUUGAGGUUGUUCAAUUUUGAAGCAUGAUGCCACUGCAGCUUAAAAACCAAUGGGGGAGCAUUUAAAUUUUUAAAGAAAGUGUAAAGGAAACACAGACUCUCUUUCUCUCAUACCUGCAGCAGAAUCAUUCUAGCAGGGGUGCUGUGGCCUUGGUAAUCAUCUUCUUGGGCUAAUGAACAAAAUUCUAUUUCUAAGGUGAGUUCUAAAUGUGCUGUACAACCUUCUCCUUUAGGGAAUUAGGUAUUUUUGUUUCAGUUAUUUUCUGUGGCUUGAGGCAACUUGAGGACAGAAAAGGUGGUUCUCCAGUGCUUCUAGUACCACUCUGCAGUACUUGGUACCAGGUAGGAUCUAAGGGUAUUGGAUUUUAGUUUGGGGACUGAAGCUGUUAAGGAGUGCUGUGGCAUCAAACUGAAUAGCUUGUUACGUGCAGUGCCUAGAGGAAGUGAAAUGCAUUAACUUGGAUUUGCUGGGAGCUUCACAGCUUUACUGACAGAGCUGAAAAGGAGCCAACGUCAUGCACACUUAUUACAAAGUCAGACUGAAUUUAUUAUUUUCCAGAAAUUCAAAAUAAAAAAAAAAAGCAGAAGACAAUAUCUAGACACUGUUUUUAGCUGAGGGGCAGAAAAGCACUGUAAAAUUCACAUAUGUAAACAGUCCAAAGGAAGGGCAUACCCUGGAAAUGCCCCAAAGAACUACCAGCAUUACAAAGACCAACAUAGUUCAGACAUUUCUGUAAAGAUUUAGAUUAGCUCUUUACAUAACAUUACUCAGCUGUUUUGACAAAAACAUGGAAGCAGCUAAGCUUCCACAAACCAAGUCACAAGUGGAACAAUUCCCUCAGCACUGCAUUUCUAAGACAACUCUGCUGUAAUUAAAGAAAAAAAAAAU